AGCGUGCGCUCGCGCAGGCUGCCAGUAGUAACGUAACCGCUAUGGAGCUAACGCGGGUGAUUGUGUGUUUGUGUGUCUGUGCUUUCGCCGGGGUAGUGCACGGUCAAGUAGCGUCAAUAUGCCGGCCAAAAGAAAGGCUCCUGAUGUGUGGAGGCUGCCAAAAGACCUGCUUGGACCCAGUGCCCGAGUGCAAGGGCGUCUGCAGGCCAGGCUGCUACUGCGCUGAUGACGAAGUCAGAAAUGCCACUGGACACUGCAUAAAGCUGUCGGAGUGUCCACCUUUGCCUGCAUCCUACAAACUGGAGACCACAGAGCCUCGGCCAGCGGACGCCAAGUGCCCUGACAACGAGGAGUACCGGUUCUGCGAGCCCUGCAACAAGACCUGCGACAACCCGCGCCCGGUCUGCCCUGCCCAGUGUUCGAGGGGCUGCUUCUGCAAAGACGACCUGGUCAGGGAUAAGGAUGGAAGAUGCGUGAAGCUGGAGAAGUGCUCUAAUAAAUCUUCUAAUGAAAUUCCCCACUAUGCGCACACUGACAAGCCCAUCCAAAAGUGUGGACCGAACCAGAUCUUCAAGCCCUGCGAGAACUGCGAAAAGACCUGUUCCAGCCCUGACCCGCAGCGCUGCCCUGCCCAAUGCAGUAGAGGGUGCUUCUGUAAAGACGGUCUUUAUAAGGCCCCAAACGGAGAGUGCGUCACUCUGGACCAGUGUCCUAAAGCAGUGCCACCACACCCGAGCCCACCACCGAUCGCCUACGAGCUGACCUGUGGGCCUAACCAGGUCUUCAAGCCCUGUGAGAAUUGCGAGAAGACCUGCAGCAACCCCAGCCCUCAAUGCCCUGCCCAAUGCAGCCGAGGGUGCUUCUGCAAGGACGGCCUUUACAAAGCACCCGAUGGGGAGUGUGUCAAACUGGUGGACUGCCCGCGAGGUCUGUAGUUUAGACUCUUGGAUGGUAGAUUGCGUGAUGCUCAAGUAGGUCUAAUUAAGUGUUUCACCUUUUACUUUAACGUGCCUUUACUGGUUGGGACUUUAUGACGGUAGGCAAGCUAUAGAUCCUGUUUACACAGGAGUUGUAGUUAUGGGAACGAGAUGUAGGAACAGUCUCGUAGAUGAUCCGUUCUUAGAAUAAUUAAUAAGAUUUCAAAUUCAUGGGUUUGGCAUGAAGUGACUGGUGAAACAUAAUUUUGAAGCGUAUGCGUAAGAUAUUUGUAUGUAGACAAUUGUGAUGCACUUCUGUAUUAAUCUAUUCUAAUCUUCUUUUUAAUGUGUUCUGUCUGUUUAAUACAUUAGUUCUGUACAUAUUCGAGAAAUAAGUGCCAAUAAAAACUGUAGUACCUAGCAAGGAUCAGAAUGUCAAUGUAAAAUACUUUCAAGAAUUUGAGUUUUGGAUUAGUUAUGAUGUAAAUAGUAAUUCCUAUGGCUUGUUAUAAUUACCUACAAAAACUAAUAGGUACCUACUAAGUUACCACUAACAAAAUAUCUGGCUAGAUAUAGCUACUUGCCUAUAGACGAUAUUGUGAUAAAUUAAUUUAUUUUGUGAUAAUUGGAUCUUAUUUAACUGUAAGUUAUUUAUUUGUGAUGCACGUUAUGUUAUGUUGAAUAAAGUGACUAAUACUGAA
This is a messenger RNA of Ostrinia furnacalis (Asian corn borer), 1618 nucleotides long. RefSeq names its product mucin-6-like. Lineage: Eukaryota; Metazoa; Arthropoda; Insecta; Lepidoptera; Crambidae. The record is from RefSeq and is a predicted model, not a curated record. The transcript has 5 exons. The coding region runs from base 42 to 935 and encodes 297 amino acids.